Podospora bellae-mahoneyi is the source of this 573-nucleotide messenger RNA. RefSeq lists its product as uncharacterized. The record is from RefSeq and is a predicted model, not a curated record. The transcript has 2 exons. Gene Ontology annotation, cellular component: fungal-type vacuole membrane. Gene Ontology annotation, molecular function: ATP binding; ABC-type transporter activity. Gene Ontology annotation, biological process: transmembrane transport. NCBI's taxonomy places the organism in Eukaryota, Fungi, Ascomycota, Sordariomycetes, Sordariales, Podosporaceae. Bases 1 to 573 code for a protein of 190 amino acids.
AUGCUCUUCAAGGCCUGGCGCACUGGGAGUCUCCAGUCUCGAGACGUACCGGAGCCGGCUUUGCUCAGCGCUGCCGACAAGCUUGUGAUUCGAACCAAGCUGAGGAUUCAGGGCGUUGUAGCGGUUGCUCGGGCAGUCCUGAUUUUCAUGCCCACUUUUUUGUUAAGGCCAAUCCUUCAAUUUGUCGAGGGGCCAACAGAGUCCUCCAUCGAGGAAGCUCAGGGUUAUGUGGUGCUCGUAUUUGUCACCAGUGUUUUGGCAUCCGCUGCUGAGGCUCGAACCAUCUGGCUUGGCCAGAAGAUUGGGCUCCGGCUGAAGACAAUCCUGAUCGGCGAGGUCUAUCACAAAGCCCUGAGGCGGCCGAUGGCCGUUGGAUCCUCGAGCGGUGGGCCUGAAGGGCAAACGGCUGAUAUUGGCACCAUCAUGAACCUCUUCACCGGCGAUAUCAACCAACUUGCUGAUUUGGGGCAAACAUACAUCAGGUCUGGGCCUCAGUCCCCGUUCAAAUAUUCAUGGCUGUCACGCUGCUCUACUGGACUCUGGGACUCAGCGCGUUUGCAGGAACUGUGGUGA